Molecule: messenger RNA, 853 nt
Organism: Photinus pyralis (common eastern firefly)
Lineage: Eukaryota; Metazoa; Arthropoda; Insecta; Coleoptera; Lampyridae
Exons: 2
Coding region: 22-825 (267 amino acids)
Source: RefSeq, a predicted model, not a curated record
AACGAGGAUAUUCCAAAUUAAAUGGAGGAUGAGGAAGAAGAAAUAACUCCUUCGACUUCACAGACUUCGUCGACCAUAACGCUAACCCAGCACAGUUUAGCGACAGUUAAAACAUUUUCAUCCACAGCUUUGAGUAGUGAAAAUAGUGCUUCGUUUGAAACAAUACCGCAAUGUCAAAUAGUAACGCACCAAGCUAGUGGAGAUUCUGUAGAGAGUGAAGAUUCGACAUCGCACCGCUUGUCUUCGUCGCCUAGAUACUCACCGCUUAUUAGUAAAUCGCCACAUUCAAGCUCAUCACAGGAGGAGUACGAAGUUGAUAAGCAUAAGGGUCAGUACUUAACUACUACGGGGUUUAGGCAGGAGACCACCAGAAGCAUGGAAAGCCUGCGUACAUCCAGGGCGUAUCACUCGACAAGCCAAUGUGAUAUGCGACGUUUCAUAUCCGAAUCGGUCGAAACAAAGUCGCUGGAGAGUUUGGAACGCGAAAUGAAACUGCGGAGGCACGCGGUGAGUGGCGAAGGCGCCAUGCUCGCGUCCUCCGAGGAAAUGAUCAGCGCCGAAAAGCGAAGAGGGCUGUGGUCCGGAAGGAUGAAGGUGCCCCAGCAUCUCAGUUUGCCGCCACCGUCCGGAUAUUUAAGUUUAAGUCCGGGAGAUAGAAGACUGACUAUAUUAUCCCCUCAUUCCCCUCACAGAGGACAGGAUUUGUUUCACAUGUCUCAGAUUACCCUCAAAACCAGAAGGAAGAAAGCUAUGAUAUUGCCUAAACUUGUGUUGCCUAGAAGCGAAUCCGAGAUCAGUGAAGUUUUUUCGGAGAAUAUUGAGUGAGUACCAUCUUCAAUUUCAACUAGAAGUA